This is a messenger RNA of Misgurnus anguillicaudatus (oriental weatherfish), 2621 nucleotides long. RefSeq names its product transmembrane protein 235b (gene tmem235b). Gene Ontology annotation, cellular component: apical plasma membrane. The record is from RefSeq and is a predicted model, not a curated record. NCBI's taxonomy places the organism in Eukaryota, Metazoa, Chordata, Actinopteri, Cypriniformes, Cobitidae.
GCCUAGUAUGAGUUGGGCACCGAAUGCACACACAUGAUUGAAUGUUCAGACUGCAGACCUUUCUUUCUUUGGAUGCACUGUCCCUUUUCUUUCAUCAUAGAAACGUAUAUUAUCGUUUUUGACGGACAAACAACAUCACUUAUUCCAGCUGUUGGAAAGUAAAAGGUUUCUAAGCGUUUGCUUUUGGGACUCUUCAGCGUCCGAUCGCGGCGCAAGGGCAAUGAUAUCGUUUUGUGCUUAAUUUUUGGGUCACUCCUUCGGAACAGUAUAUACGUAUAAAAAUGACAUUCGGGUACGUUGUGGUCGGUGCGGGUUUAACGGGUGUGCUCAGUUUCAGCUGUCUGACACUCGCCAUUGGAAGUGAAUAUUGGUACAUCAUUGAAGACAAACGGACAAACCACACUGACCCACCGCACACGCACUCUGGACUUUGGGGAGUUACAGAUGAAGAUGACCAAAGUCAUACAAAAGACCCUUCAAGAUAUUCAGAAUCUGAGAAGCAGAUGGAGAUCAUGCACAGGGUGAUUGCCAUUUUACUACCCUUGAGUCUCGUGAUGCUGGUGUUUGGAGGCAUCUGUAGCCUUGUCAGUUCUCUAGCCAGAAGUCGCACACUGCUGAUUGCAUCUGCUUCAUAUUUCCUGCUCUGCAGUCUUCUGACUCUCUCUGGGGUGAGUCUGUACAUCAGGUAUUCUCAGACGGCUCUGGAGGAAACAGAAAAGCGGAUGGGGCGUGAACAGAUGGCUCAGGUACACACAUCAUUCGGCUGGUCUAUGGACAUGGCCUGGCUUUCCUUUCUUCUGGAGGUGAUAACUGGGCUGCUCCUACUGCUGGCUGCAAGGUUGGUGCCUGUAUACCAAUAUGAAGAUUCUGUCGCACCCAUAUAAACUGUUUACCUGAAAUAGACACGUGCUCAAACUAUUACAAAGAGAACAUCUCCACUUGUGUGUUUGUUGUGCCAAAAAAGUAGAGUUUGUUUAUUCUUAACGCUAUUCCAACAUCUAUAUAUUCACUGCUAGAACUGCUUAAUCCUACACAAGUUAAUUGAUACACAUGUUGGGGGAGAGGAAAUUUGACAUCUGACCCAGUCAGGGUUCAACUGGAAAAAAACCUUCUUGCUGUGAGGGAACAAAGUGCUACCGACUGAGCCACUUUGCCACCCACGCAUGUGUAUUUGGUGUAUAUGUAAAAAAAGUCUUUAUAAAAUCUCACACAUACUGUGUGAGUGGGGUGUUUAUAUUAAGGUUCUUUAAUUUGACUCUGUGUGGCUCAUACGCAUGCAGAUUGAAUCCUGUAACCGGUUAUGGCUGUUGAAUUCAAGUAGAUAUAAUUGCAGACUGGUGAUUUCCAAAUGGGUGCAUGAACUCAAAGUAUGUGGUACGUUUAAAAUGAAUGGGGUAGGGUUAAGGACACACUUUACAAAUGCUGGGAUAUUUAAAAAAAAAAGGGAUGAACCCAACCCGUUGGGUUGUAAUUUAACCUAUGCUGGGUUGUUUUAACUCAUUGUUGGGUAUAACUCAGCUAUGUAAGAGGGUAUGUUUAGGUGUGGGAUUAGCCAUGCUGAUUUGGAGCCCCAUUUGGAGAUUUCCAGGCUGCAGCUAUACCAUUUUUAUUGAUUUCCAAGGUGGCCACGGUUAUUUACUGUAUAUAUUGAUUGACAGAUGAUUCCCCCAGUCAGCAUCACCUAGCAAACCUACCAUUUUGACUUGUAGAUUGUUAUUCUGAUUCUUUUUGUCCUUGUUUGGUGUUGCAAUUUGUGAGAACUGUAAGAUUGCACUGCUCAGACAUCUGAGGAGACUGUCCUCCAAAAAUAAUGUCUUUUGCAAGCACCUUAUUACGACGGAAAGUGACGUAUUAAGGGAUUAGUGUCCUCUAGCGGCAGUAGCUUAUGCAACCUGUUGUUAUGUUUUAAGGUUUUUGCCUUAUACAUCAAAUUAGACACAUUUAAUACCCUAAACCCAACCACUUCUCAACCAUGUAAAACACAACACGCAAGUAAAAGUACAGUCACGGGUAUUUAUUGCAUAAAACAGCAUAAAAGUAUUACAAACCAUUCAUGUUGCAAACCUUGCGAACUGAAGCCAUACGAUUACUUUAUAUGAAGAACUCUGUGAUCGAAACGCACAGUCAGAUCUCAUUCAAACAUAAACCAGCAUGAUGUAGUCGGUCACAAGAGCCAAUAGCGCUUCACAUUCUUAGCUGACGUAAUGAUGCAAUCGGUCACGAGACACACGAGAGCCAAUGCCUUUUCACAAUUAUAGAUGACGUAUGAUCGCUUCUUCUGGUGGCAGUUUUUGAAUCGAUGUACACCGAAUCUGAUAUUUACAGCGGAUUGUCAUCACUUUUGCAUCUUUUCUUCAAAUAAAUCGAUCGUUUGACCUCGGUACACUUCAUGCUUUUAUGUUUUGUAUGCUGUGUUUAUAUCAUAUAAUAAAUAAAUGGGUAUGUUAUUUGAACUAAAUGCCUGAAUAUUGUUAUGUGUAAUAAAAUACAAUUAAUCCUGGCGGUUUAAAUAAAAAAUCUUAUCCCAGCACAUGUCAUCAUAGCAAAAUGAUACCCCAAAAUAUAAUUUUAUACCCUAAUAUAUUAAAGGGACAUUCCACUUUUUUUGAAAAUAUGCUCAU